This is a messenger RNA of Adineta steineri, 738 nucleotides long. Lineage: Eukaryota; Metazoa; Rotifera; Eurotatoria; Adinetida; Adinetidae. The record is from the annotation of a GenBank genome assembly.
AUGCCAUUCAGAAAGCAUUGGUUACCAAUACUUCGUGAUUUAUCACAUGCUUUUCAACGUUCAAUGAUAGAACAUUGGCCACGACAAGUUGUACCCAAAGUCCACUAUUGCACGGAAUAUGAUCAAGUAAUUAGUGACUAUGGUCCUGCAAUUAAACAAUGGUCAAUGCGUUAUGAAUCAUACCACUUUUACUUCAAAAAAAUAGCACUUAGAACCAAUAAUUAUAAAAAUUUGCAAAAAACUUUGGCUACUCGUUAUCGAUUAAAACAAGCAUUUUCAUCAUUUAAGAUGACUCAACUUAAUCAUAAUGAUCAAGCUAUUAAAAUACAAAAAAUUAAAAAUAAUAUUUUUAAUAAUGAAAUGAAAUGUGCCAUAAUCAGUCACUUUGGUAAUAUAGACAUGUCAAAGGAUCUACUUCAGUGUCAUAAAUUUCGUUAUGAAAAUAUUGAAUAUUGUCGUUCUAGUGUUUAUAUCAUAUCUUUAAUGAAUUUAACUGAAACACCAAAAUUUGUUCAAGUAGUAAAUAUUAUUAAACUUACGCACAAAUGGUGGUUAUUAGUCGAUAUGUUGGCAACCAUUGGUUACGAUGAUAAACUAUGUGCUUGGGAAAUUAAGUCUAUGGAUAAAUAUGAUAUAUUAGAUCCAUGCUCGAUGAAAUAUUAUUACAAAGGACUUGACAUUUAUGAGAUUGAUAAUUCAACUUUUGUUACAUUUACAGCUCGUUUAACUUUACAUUAA